UCGAAAGCGCCGAGCCCCGGGCGGGUUGCCCCAAGGGGCGGAAGAUGGAGAGCCGGCGCCGGGCGUGAAAAACUCGCCGCAGCCUUCGCCGCGCUGGGAAGCGGAGCUCGCGGCAGGCACCGCGUCGUUUCCUCUUUCUGGAAGCCAGACAGAGCUGGGGACUGGCGGCGGCGGCCACUCCAAACCCGCCGCCGUCCCGCCCAGCAUGAGCAGCGGCGGCGGGCGCACUGGCGCCCGCGUGGCUGUGAAGAUGGAGGUAGCACCUUAUUACGGCGAAGAAGGCUUGGAGCUGCUCCCGGACUUCGUGCAACUGCCGGGCUUCGGUGGCGGGCCCGGAGCCGGAGGACCGACGGGACUUGAACCGCCUGAGGAAAGCGGGGCGGUUCAACAACGCAAGUUGCUUCUCGUCGGGAAGCCGCCUCCUCCUCCUCCUCCUCGGGAUUUAGCGGCGGCCUCCCCGGGUAAUGCCACCUUGCCCCCGGCCGGGCCGUUCUUGCGCCCCCGCGGCGGCCCAAGCAGCGCCGUGCACCGCCUCAUUCAGGAGACCACCGUCGGCGCCGGCCCUGAGGUGGGCCCAGCCGUUUUGCAGCCUUUGCUGAAGCUGCCGGCGGCCGCCGACUUGGAACAAUUGCUGAUCCAAGCGGGGAGCCCGGGCCUCGCCGGACCAUCCAGCCCCACCGGCGGAGGACCCUCGGUGGCGACGGCCAGCGGGCCCCCCUUCUUGUACCGUUCUCCGCAAUCCUCGGUUCCGCCGCAGGCGGUGACGCAGGAACAGGAGGGCUUCGCCGACGGCUUCGUGAAAGCUCUGGCCGAUUUGCACAAACAGAACCAGUUGCUCGGGGUGUCCCCGGCGCCUCUCUCGCCUACCCAGCACCCGGGAGGGCCCUGCUGCCCGACGUCCAGGCAGGAUCCCCCAGCCGUCUACACCACCUUAGGCAACUUCAACCCGGCCAGUCCAUCGGCCGGCGGUGCUUUUUUCACUCCCCAGGCUGUGGCUCGUCUGCAAGCGCCCGGCUCGACCGGCAGGGCUUUGGAAGAGCCGCAGACUGUGCCGGAAGCGCCUGUAAUAGUGUCAGCUCCUCCACCGCCGCCGCCUCUUUCGGGGCUUUCGUCCGGGGAGUCCCCGCCGCCGCCUUCCUCCUUAUCCCCGCUGGACGCAGAGAGCCAAGAGCGCCUGAAAGCUGAGCGCAAAAGACUGCGCAACCGUAUCGCGGCUUCCAAGUGCCGCCGGCGCAAGCUUGAGCGCAUCGCCCGCUUGGAGGAGAAAGUCAAAGCGCUCAAAGGCCAAAACGCCGAGCUGGCCGCCACCGCCAGCCUCCUCCGCGCCCAGGUCACCCAGUUGCAAGGUCGAGUCCGGAGCCACCUCUCCAGUGGCUGUCACAUCAACGCCGCCGCCGCAGUCCCCACGCAGACCUUGGCAGUGGGUGGUCAGCCCCCCGGUAGGGAGGCACCCACAGAGCCGGAGACCAGUGCUUGCUGAAAGCGUGUGAACCCCUCCAAAAACAAAGGGAGACUCAUCUUGCGCCCAACUUUGCCAUGCAUGCAUGGCAGAAAGGGGGAUUAGACCUUGAUCCUGGUCUUGGGAAGGGGCCAUGGGAGCCCUGCCUUCCGUUGCACAUCCUUUGGCUUCUGCAGAGUUCCUCGUUCAUCUGAAAAGCUGAAGUAGACAGGGAAAGGUUCGGCUUCUGCGAGACCAUGCAGGUAUCUUAACCAGUUUCUGAUAGAAGUCGGAAGAGCCAGAGAAGAACUUGGUGUAAUAAUGGCAGAGAGAUAAAUAUGUCAGAAAGAAUAUCCCAUGGAACAGAGUAGAACUUCACAGUGUUAGCCUUUCUAGAAACAACUUCUUAAAAACAACAACUGUCCUCUUUAACUAAAGGUUGGCAGUUUCAAGCAUCUCCAGCAAUGGGCAGCUUUUCUGCCAGCCACCUAAGUAAUGAAAGUAAUACUGAGAUUGGUAAUAACCAGCUGGAAGUGAUGCUGUUGGGUUCUUUUUAAGAGCACCAAACAAAUGCAGAAACCUUCAGAGGGAAAGAGGAAAGUGCCAAGCUUCUCCAAUUGAAGCCCCUCUGACCACCUUCAGGCUGUGAAGAAGUCUGGGGCUGGACUCUUUCUUCAUCUUCUGAAAGCUCCAGCUUAUUUUUCUAGCUUUCUUGCCCUGCUUGAAACAAAGAAACAGAGCUUUGCUGACUGGACAUUAAAAUAUGUCUUGUUGCUGAGGUCUCUUCAAAGAUCAUACCUGUGGGCAAAAAGUUAUCUUUGUGGAAGACUUUUAUAUGUUCUAAAGAUUCUUAAAUUGAAUUUUUAUUCUGUGGUGGACGGUCACUGAGUGUAACAUGUAUUAGCAUUUCUGCAAAGAGAAAAAAAAAGUUACCAGGGACAGUUAAAGACACUCCAGUAUGUUUUACUGAAGGUGUAUUUACAGCUUUCUAAUGAACAGUGUGGAUUUUCUAAGAAGGGAUAUUAAGGGAAUAGUAAUAUGUUUGUAUAUCAUGGAUAUUGCUAGUCAUUUCAGUAGAUAAAUCAUAUUUUUAAGAGCAGCUCUAGAAUUUGCCAGUGGGUAGAGUUGUGAAAUGUUUUUCAACAUUUAGAAGACUUGUGCAAAGUUAAGUCAAUUUCGUGUACAGACUAUUUGUUAUUUUCUUGCUGUAGAGAUUCUCUAGAUUUGCUAAAUGCUUGAGAGACACUAAAUUUAUAUGUUUAGGAAGAGAAGUACAGAGUAUGUGGCUGGGCAAUUUUGAUGAACAAAAGAAAGCAGUCACAUAAUUUGUCACUAUGAAAAUGUUGCCAUUCAAGCUAAUUUCUGGUGCUGGAGAUUUAGCAUACUAUGCCAUAUAAAAUAUUUAUUUAAAAGCAGAAAUUAAGAAAAUUCUUUUCACCCCUAGAUCUAUGAGCUCUAUAUUAUUUCUUGUGCCAGCACAAAGUUGGGGUCUGGGUACACUUAUUUAUUAAAACUAUAGAAUAUCUGUUUAUUUUUAUAACAUGCAAGGGGAUAAAAUAAAUGUUUUUGAAGAAAAAUAUCAAAUGCUUUAUCUGUUACAGUAUA
Pseudonaja textilis is the source of this 3043-nucleotide messenger RNA. RefSeq names its product transcription factor Jun-like. Gene Ontology annotation, cellular component: transcription regulator complex. Gene Ontology annotation, molecular function: transcription factor binding; RNA polymerase II cis-regulatory region sequence-specific DNA binding; DNA-binding transcription factor activity, RNA polymerase II-specific. Lineage: Eukaryota; Metazoa; Chordata; Lepidosauria; Squamata; Elapidae. Gene Ontology annotation, biological process: regulation of cell population proliferation; regulation of transcription by RNA polymerase II; regulation of cell cycle. The record is from RefSeq and is a predicted model, not a curated record.